Molecule: messenger RNA, 4462 nt
Organism: Haliotis rufescens (red abalone)
Lineage: Eukaryota; Metazoa; Mollusca; Gastropoda; Lepetellida; Haliotidae
Product: ELAV-like protein 1-B
Exons: 3
Coding region: 175-1191 (338 amino acids)
Cellular component (GO): ribonucleoprotein complex
Molecular function (GO): RNA binding
Source: RefSeq, a predicted model, not a curated record
CCGCCAUUUAUUCAGAUUUUAUCAGCAUCCUGUGAGAAAAUUAAUCUGAGAAUAUUUUUUUGCUGUUCCUAGGAUAUCUGAGGCACAACCCUUUAACCAUUUUUUUCUACCUUUUUUUUCAUUUAUCCAUUAUGGAUUCCCAAGAAGUGUGUGGGCCUAAUUCAUCUGUGCAGAAUGGAUUACGAAGGAUGUCCAGAAGACUACUCGGGCAAUUUGGUGGAUUCGAAGACCAACCUGAUCAUCAACUACCUGCCCCAAACCCUCACAGAUGAGGAGUUCAGGUCCAUGUUCCUCAGCAUCGGGCCUGUCAAGAUGGCCAAGAUAGUCCGAGACAAGAAGACGGGGUACAGCUAUGGGUUUGGUUUUGUUGACUAUGAUAACGAGAACGAUGCAGAGAGAGCCAUCACCACCUUGAAUGGUCUUCAGAUGCAACACAAGAGGAUAAAGGUGGCGUUUUCACGCAAGGGGGACUCUGGGGAAACGGUAAAGGGAGCUAACCUGUACAUACGUAGCAUUCCUUUGUACUGGGGGGAGAACGAACUAAACAACUAUUUCAGUCCAUACGGUGAUAUUGUACAAAGUCGAGUCCUUGUAGAUUUGAACACAGGAAUUUCCAAAAGGGUCGGCUUUGUUCUUUAUAGCAAGAGGUCGGAGGCCGAAACUGCUAUUGAGUACCUGAAUGGAAAGGCCCCACCAGAUUCCCCGGACAACCUGCUGAUCAAGUUUGCCGACGAUAGUUCCAAGAAGGUCAAGGCCCCAUCAAUGCCUCCACCCCCUCCACCGUUCCAAGGGAUGGGCUUCAAACCACGCUUCAACUCGCCAGGACCAAUGAGGAGCCAGAGAAGCCGACCCCACUUCAACCCGAUGGGCAGUCAGAAUGGAAAUGGUAGUAGCUAUGGGGGUAGCCAGCAUUCUCAGUACCACGGUCAAGAUCAGGACGAUGAGAACGAUGGACAUGUUCUGUUUGUGUACAACAUCGGCACCGAGGCCGAUGACCGAGUGCUGUGGGAACUGUUUGGGCCAUGUGGCACCGUCAGCAAGGUUACAGUUAUGAUGGAUCAGGCUAAGGGCAUCUGUAAAGGCUUUGGCUUUGUCACCAUGCCUAAUUACCAGGAGGCAGAGUAUGCCAUCAGGGCCCGUAACGGCAUGUGGUAUAAUGGCAAGCAGUUGCAGGUUUCAUUUAAGAAAUGAUUUGGAAUUUGUUAUUCAAUUGUUACAUGAACUUUUAACUAAGGAACCACAGAAUUGAUCAUGAUCGGUAAAAUGUUACACUAAUCUUAUUGUUGACAUUGGUUAAUAUGGAUUCACUGAGGAAGGUUAAGGCUUAAAAAAAUAUAAAAAAAUUGGUUCUCAGGCAAUCAUUUUUUAAAAACAUAGUGCGGGUGGGAAGUGUUUUUUUCCCUUUUUGGGGGGCUUGUUCAAACUAGCAUGUAGCCAAAUAAACAGUUUGUGUACAAUCCACCUGGGAAAUGUCCUCCCUACAUAAACAAUCAUACAGACUCCUAUUGCCGCUGACCAUAACACAAGAUGCGCAGUAAAGCAGUGCGCAUGUAAAGGGAAGUAACUGCAUGCUCUAUUGGAUCGCAAUGUUUUUAAGUCCCAGUGUAUUAGAAUUUAUAUAUUUUUUAAAACGAAACAUGCGACAGACUUGAGUAUGUUGCGGGCGGUGCCUGAGAACCAAGACCAUUUGUUAGCUUAAAAGUAAGUUAAGGAUGUCAGCCGGUAUGGUUUUGUGUUCAACUGUUGUGUAUGAGGGUGCUUCUACAUGUCUUAUAUAUCUAUCACAGACAUGAAGUGGUGCAGCUGAUGACUAAGGACUAAGUCAAAUUUUGAAACACCAUGUAUAUACCAAACAAAAACAAAUUAUUCCAAUUAUGUCAAGGUCUCCUAUUAGGUAAGUAUGACAUCAUUGCAUAGUAAUCUUGUUUACCAUGGAAUGCCACUUCACAUUAGAGGUAAAGACAUAAUUGCAAAACUUGUUACCCAUUUGCCUAAAAAAUUGGCACACAAAUGUUCAAAAAGUUUUCAUGCUGAAAAGUGAUGCUUAUAUUUUUACACAUUGUGAUCCAUGUUAUAUGUUCAUAAUGUUGCGUCAGCCAAACAGAUGAAGGUGAAGGGUGAUAAUGUUUACCAAUUGUUGCCAUGGUAACACUCACUAACAGUGUCUAAGUAUUGGUAACAUACAUAUGGGUAGUACCUUGAGUUGAGUUGAGUUUUUGGUGAAUGGAUCCAUCAUAUUUAUUGUAAAACACUCAUUCUUUAUAGGAAACUUGAAAAAUUGUCUCUUAAAAUACCAAAAAUAAUUCAUACUAUGGCAGAAAAGCAUUUGUUCGAUGCAUAGAUUUAUGUACAAGUACAAUUCAUUAAAUCAGAUUUCUGUGCUCAAAGCUUUGUGUCGUGGUAGCGAGCGCCAGGAUCUGAUGGUGAGGAGGUGCAUUCAAGUAAUUACCAUGGCUUAGUUCCACUCCAAGUUUAAGGUUUAUAGAAUUUACCUUUAUGUGGUAAUCAGUGCAUUAUGUGUACUUAAAUUGAUAAGUAUUUGUAUUAAAUGUGGACAAUCCAUACUUGUACUUAUGUCAAUAAUUUCACCAUGUUAAUAAUAUACCAACAGUCAUGCUCAAAUUGUGGAAGCAGAAAUAAAUUUAAGAGGAGUAUGGAACUUCUCAUUGACAGUGGUAUUCGCCAAGUUUGCUAUUAUUCUGGAAUAUGAUUCCUGUUUUUGUCAUGUUUAAAUGUUAAAAUGCUUAUAGUAUGUUUUAGUAUGAAAAAUUCAUGACAAAUGCAUGACAUGUUCAAUGUUAAACAGAUGGCUUUCAUUCAAGUUCGUGCCUACUUUUUGAUGUGAGAAUCAUGUUUAUUUGUUACAGUUCUGUUUUUCUGAGUUUGAGCAGGUGACACAAAUAUGUAUAAUGCCUGCACAUUUCAUGCAGAAUUUGUCAAAAUUGGAUGUGGAAUCCAUAAGGGAUAUGAUAGUUUCAAUGUUGUGUUAUGAUGGGUUUAUCAUACGGCCAUGAAGAAGUAUAUUUUCAAAUGUUUUUUUCAGUCCAAGUAAUUUUUCUGAGAUUAUGCAAUUCCUCUAAGCAUGAUGAUCAUGAUAAUGAAGGACAUUGCAUUGUUUGGUAUCCAAUGUCUAGUGCAUAAAUCAAAUAGUUACUAGUUUUCAUCAUCUGAAUGACAACUCAUCCAAAUUUUAUGUUUUUGUUUUUUUCUCAACAAUGUUUGUUAGACUUGAAUUCACGUGAAGAGUUUGCAGGUGUUAUGAGUAUUUGCUGGAACCGGAAACUGUACAACAUAUGGUCAGAUAUAUACUUUUUAGGGUUGAUAAUUUUGGUCAGUUUGUUAAAAUAACGAAAUGUUGAUGAUUUUGGAGAAUUGUUGUUCACUGUUCAUCAUUGAAGCAGGAGAGGAAGUUAAGCAAGUAAACGUGUUCCACGACACCUGGCAGCGGUAGAAACUAACAGUUUCAGUUUACUAGUCCUUAUAAUGAUAACAUAUAGCAAAACCUUUAAAAAUGGCUAAUUUCUACUAGUCCUUAGGAUACCUUUACUAUUGGGCAGUUUGGCAAGGACUAUAUGACUAGUGCCAAUUUCUAACCCUGCCUGGAUAAUCACAUCAGCAUUAAUAAAUCGUUUUUAAAACACUUGAACCAAACGUUGGUAUAACAGCGGUUGAAACUAACAGUUUUAGUCCACAAUGUUAUAAUGCUAACAUAUUGCAAAACUAUUGGGCAGUUUGGCAAGGACUACAGGAGUGCCAAUUUGUAACACUGUAUAACAAUUUCAUACAGUAUUGUAGUACAAGAAUGUCAAUACGAUACAUCAGUUGGGCCACAUCCUUACAACACAAGUAUCAUCCUGUUGAUCACAUUCAUGUAGUCACUAUCAGCUGAAUCAUAAUUAUGAUUGCCAUCAACAUUUGGCAACCUCUCUUGGCGGGUGCUCAUUUGUCUCAAUUCUUCACUGUUUUUUCAGCCAUUUUGUUAUAGAUGAGAUUUGCUUGAAGCCAAGCAUCCUGAUUUACAAGAUUUCAUUGUAAUAAUUUGUAUAAACAGGGAUGAGAUUUUACCUCGGAUUUGUAAGAUCAAUACAUAGAAAUAUCCCAAUGAAAUCCCCCAGUCCCCUACUCCCCAGUGUUUUAUGGAAAAAACCCAUCUCAUCCCUGGAGGUUUCAUGAUUAUUUUCGAUCAGUGGUACACAUACUCAUUGUUUCAAAGCUUUAAAAAAUUCAAUUUUAUUUAUUUAUUUUGUUUACUGUAUGCAGGUCUGAAAGCACUUGGGAGGGUAAAUUCUGUGAGAAAGGUGAUAACUCCAGUAUUGCUUGUAUUAUCAAUGAAUUUGAUAUGAUUCUCAUCGCGUUCAACUGUUCUUGUUGCUGUACAGAAUAAUUGUUGAAAUGUGGCUUUUAUUUCUUGAGUGUAUAAACCAUGUGAACACUGGUGAAGAAUACAUUACUUUGAAGUAUU